AUUAUCGUCUGCGUGUUCGCGUGCUCUGCUGUCAUCGAGCGCUGCCACGAGAGACUGGGUGAUUAGUUGACGACGUGAGUCGAGUGAUCCACGGAGUUCGGGUGGCGGAAAUAACGUGUGUCUGGCACGUCUAGUACGGAGUACUUUCAGUUUUCUGGUCGCUAACUUAAGUUCGAGAUUUGACGACUCGCAGCCAGUGAUAUGAAUCUCGUUGCCUUGUCUGCCAGUGUGUUCCUCUUUACCUUGGUGCUCAACUCAUCUGGUGCUUUUGAUUGGGAUCUAUCAGACCUAAAAGAUUUAUCUAACACUGAAAAUCUUCCAAACGCCGAUAAAAGGUACGCCAGACUGUCCUACUAUCGUGCUCCCUCCUCCAAUAACUAUCGCCGGCGUAACAGAGUAUCCAGAUAUGCCCGUUUGUCGUUUUAUCGACCCUCGAGUUUGCCGCGUCGUUACGGAUGGAGACCGAGAUAUUCAAGUAGGCGGAUGAUGCCCUGGGAUUAUCUCCCGCCUGGGUUCUGCUUGCGGAAGCGCUGCCGAAGUCACUACGAUUGUUGCCGAUCUCACAACCUGUGUGACCCGAACGCCAAGGUUUGCUACGACUGCUGGUACGGCCACCCGUGCUCCAAGAACGCAGACUGCUGCCAGCGGUACCCCUACUGCAACCUGGCACAGAAAACCUGCUCAGACUGAGCUGGUACAGUGGACUUGCUCACGGACUGCAGCUAUUUGUAUUUUAAAUACACUCCGGCAUUAUUACCACUUUAAAACAAACAAAGAAAUUCAUUUACAGCCUGGUUCUACUAGAAUAUGUAACACGUCGAAGAUUGUUGCAGAACGGUGACGAUAUUAAUGGGAACAUAGUGGCAGAUCGUCGACGUUUUGCGGCAUGUUAGAGUUUUUAUGGGAACCAAGCUUAAUAGUUCGCUUUUGUGGGUGUGGGUAAUUUUUGACAUGCUUCCAUCAGAUAACUGUUCAAGCACGCGUGUCAUGGACACAACCUCUGGCUUCGCCAGAGAGUUAUUUCCAAGACAGGGAGGGCGUUCGCAUUAAAAUUUUAUUCAAUGUCAUUCUAUAUAUAAAACGCAGCCCACCACGAAUGAUUAAAUAGUUAAUCGAUUCUACAAUAACACAGGUAUUUGAUCUGUUCGUGCAUCAGCUACUGAAACGUUUCUGUGAAUUACUGGAAAGACAAAAAGAAAUAAUAACGGAACGAGAAUUGUAUAAAGAAGGUGUUGGGGGCAGCGAAAGUCUAAACUCAAAAGUCAACUCAGACAUGGGAAUAAUACAAUUUGGACUGGGUAUAUAUUAUAUGUUUACAGUCUGAAAGUCAACUCAGACAUGGGAAUAAUACAAUUUGGACUGGGUAUAUAUUAUAUGUUUACAGUCUGAAAGUCAACUCAGACAUGGGAAUAAUACAAUUUGGACUGGGUAUAUAUUAUAUGUUUACAGUCUGAAAGUCAACUCGGACAUGGGAAUAAUACAAUUUGGACUGGGUAUAUAUUAUAUGUUUACAGUCUGAAAGUCAACUCAGACAUGGGAAUAAUACAAUUUGGACUGGGUAUAUAUUAUAUGUUUACAGUCUGAAAGUCAACUCAGACAUGGGAAUAAUACAAUUUGGACUGGGUAUAUAUUAUAUGUUUACAGUCUGAAAGCUGAACAUUAGGAAGGAAAGAAAAAAUGUUUUAUUUAACGACGCACUCAACACAUUUUAUUUACGGAUAUAUGGCGUCAAACAUAUGGUGAAGGACCACACAGAUAAUGAGAGAGGAAACCCGCUGUCGCCAC
Gigantopelta aegis is the source of this 1785-nucleotide messenger RNA. RefSeq lists its product as uncharacterized. The transcript has 6 exons. Bases 202 to 690 code for a protein of 162 amino acids. Lineage: Eukaryota; Metazoa; Mollusca; Gastropoda; Neomphalida; Peltospiridae. The record is from RefSeq and is a predicted model, not a curated record.